ACCGACCUUGACCACAAUGCGCUACAGAGGGUGGUGCUGACGGCCCAAUACAUCACCUUACAGGACCUCUAUAUCAGGCGGUGUCAGAGGAAGGCCUGAAAAAUUGCCAAAGACUUCAACCACCCAAUCUAUAGACUGUUCUCCCCGUUACCGUCCGGCAAGUGGUACCGGAGCAUCGGGUCUCGGCCCAACAGGAUUCGUGGCAGCGUCUAUCCACAAGACUGCUAAAUAGUUCAGCAAAAUGGUUACCCAGAUGAUCUUCAUUGACCUUGUUUGACCCUAUGCACACUCAUAAGACUCCACCCACACACUCACCACACUGACACUCUCUCACACACACACACACUUUCACACUCAUCAAAAAACGCUGUUCCUUUUUUACUCUUGUUAUUAUCUAUGCCAUGCCUUCAAGUACAUAUCUACCUCAUUGAUCUGGUAGCUUAAUUGUUGUGCAUUUUCAUUCCUCUUUUAAAUAUAUAUAUAUAUUUUUUUUUUUUUAUUAACUCUGCAUCGAUGGGAUAGGGUUCCUAAGUAAACAUGCAGUAUUAUGGUAAAGUCGACAGCUGUUGUAUUCAGCACAUUUGAGUUGGAAGAUUUUUCUGUGACAAGCCAGCCUGUUUUUCUACCCCUCCCCUUAAGCAUACACCCCUCCCAGACAUAGGUCCAUCGUAGGGAGUGUGUGUGACUGUGUGUUUGUGUGUCUGUGUGUGGAGGAAAGAGGGCGUGGGAGGGGAGAGGCCAUAAAAUACAAGCCAAAAGGAAGCGAGAGAAAGGGAAGUGGGAAGAGAAAGAGAUACAAACAAGGCUGUGUGUCGAUUGUGAUUUUGAGGGUCGUAGCCCAAACUCUUCCGGAUAACUUGACAACCUACAAAGGACUGCAAACUUGAGUGUGACUCUGUGGAAAUAAGAUGCAUGCGAUGGAGCAGGGGAGCGUUCAAGAGCAUGGAAGAAGUAGAAAACUCUCCAAGAUUUGGGUGAUAAAUGAACGCGUUCGAGUGGGACUCGCAGAAACCCUCAGCACCUAUGUCAUGAUGGUGUUUGGCUUGGGCUCUGUGGCACAGGUCGUGACUGGACGGGGUGCGUUCGGAGAGUACCUUAGUGUCAACCUGGGCUUCGGCCUGGGCGUGGCUAUGGGAGUGCAUAUUGGCGGGAGGGUCUCAGGGGCCCAUAUGAACGCAGCAGUAUCAUUCUCCAUGUGUCUCUUUGGUCGUUUGGGUUGGAGGAUGCUUCCCGUCUAUAUCCUCAGUCAGCUGAUAGGCUCCUUCUUGGCUGCUGGGACCAUAUACUCCCUUUACUAUGACGCCAUAUACCACUACUGUGGAGGGAAUCUGACUGUGUCUGGCCCUAAGGCUACCGCUGGGAUCUUUGCUACCUACCCAGCACCCUACCUCUCGCUUCAUGCUGGAUUCUUAGACCAGGUGAUCGGCACGGCCAUGUUGUUGCUGUGCCUGAUGGCCCUGUCUGAUCAAAGGAACCAGCCUGCUCCAUCGGGGGGUGAGCCCAUCGCUGUGGGCCUGUUGGUACUGCUCAUAGGAGUCUCUCUGGGGAGCAACAGUGGAUACGCUAUCAACCCUAGCCGUGACCUGGGACCUCGAAUCUUCACCGCUAUAGCAGGCUGGGGGCCAGAGGUGUUCCGGGCAGGUAACGGCUGGUGGUGGGUACCUGUACUUGCCCCCAUGGUGGGAGGAGUCACAGGGGCUUCCAUCUACAAGGUCUUCGUGGAAUUGCACCACCCCUCCCCCUGUGAACACAGGAGGGAGAUAGAGGACGAGGCAGAGGAGGAGGCUGCGCCUCUGGAUAUGCAGAAAAAGGUGUGUGUGUGAGGCACCCCAGAGGUGUGUGUGUGAGGCACCCCAGCUAUGUGUGCGCACACUUGCUACACCCAAAGUAACUGGAGGAGGAUCCAAUGGAACAGAAACAUCGGCAAACAAUUGGGGAUGUUGUUCUGAGAGGACACUGACUGGACUGGUUACAUUCUCCACGGUCCAAGUCCAAGUGACAGAAUGAAUUGUGAAAGUGAAACAACUGUGAAACAGAGCAUGAAUUCAGUUUGGCUCCCAGGCUAAGGAUGAAUGAGACCACCUCUAACAGAAGUCAAAGCUGCAUAUAGAAGUUGCCUGUAAGUCUAGGAUUAGCUAACCCCUCAACCAAUAGAACUAUGGAGCCUUGAAACUGAUGACAAAAUGCAAGAGACUAUGUCAAGAAUGUAAUUGGUGUUCAUCUGAGGACACUGGAGGAAAUCUGGACUCAUUAAAAUGGCCAUCGACAAUAACACAGGUUUAACCGAAACGAUUCUCAUCUGCCUUUAAUAGGAAAUACAUACAGCCAUAGACACAAAAGGGAAAUAAAUAGGAUCAACAGGAUGGCCUACAAGGCUUCGCAGGGAAUAGCAGCAUUGCUAGAAAAAACAUGUCAGACACACACACACUCAGAGGAGAAGAAGCAUUUAUAGUGGUAUAAUACAUAGCUACCGUUUCCCUGCCAUUACUUACUUGAGAAGCCAAGCGCUGUAGCCCCAUUAGCUACCACAUAGAUCGUUAGCUUCAAUAUUCUGAAUGGUAGCAGCCAGAUAUGUUGCUUCCGGGCCCUUUUCAACCCACCCAAGAAACAAAUGCAGGGGAAACACUGCCAUAGCCCAUUGAAUAUGUAUUUUUUGGGGGGUGGGGGAGGGGAAGUUUCCUUAUCGCCUGCCCCCACUAUGCCUCCCCGAGCUCCCCUGCCCCUUGGCAGUGCCCCCCACCCCUCCCUGGGCCGACUGUUUCUUCUUCGGGGCGGGCAGCUUUGCUUUGCCCCGGAAGGCUUUGCUGGGGUCCAGCUUGUUGACAGGCGGAUCUCCGGUGAGCUCGGCCAUACUGGGCUCACAGUGGAAACUCAGGGGCUGGUAGAGAGACGCCCACUGCUGUUGGGGAGAUAUAGAUGACACAGGCACAAUGGGUAAACUAACUAACCGAACAAAAACUCAUGGAAUUAUGUCCUACUGUUAAGCUGUACUUAUUUAGGUUUGCGUGCUGAGAGAAAUCUCUUUCAUGAGACGGACUUGUUUUAAACAUAUAUAACAAACCUUAUUGUGAAGUUGCCUAAUCAAAAAGUAUAGCUACACAUUUAUAAGUUGCUUACUACAGUAUAACUAAUUUUAGGAUACACUUAAAUGACUAAAAUACUAAUAUUUUUUUGUGAGACCUAGUCAAGGUAGGGCAGGGCAAUGAAACAAAUGCACUUAAUGACCCCUCCAUUGGGUCAGAGCUUGGGGGUCAACAUACAACAUACCUCAGUCAAAACACUUUAGUUCUAGGCCCUGACUUAUUUGUUUUAGCUGAUGUGGCCAGAAAGUGAUGAUACAUAGCCUAACUGGGGUCUGUUAUGUUUGACAUGACUAUGUAUUGUACAUUGAAAGAAACAAUACAAUCUGUGUUUACCUUGUA
Messenger RNA from Oncorhynchus gorbuscha (pink salmon), 3422 nucleotides. RefSeq names its product aquaporin 7 (gene aqp7). The coding region runs from base 909 to 1823 and encodes 304 amino acids. The record is from RefSeq and is a predicted model, not a curated record. Gene Ontology annotation, biological process: glycerol transmembrane transport; water transport. Gene Ontology annotation, molecular function: glycerol channel activity; water channel activity; urea transmembrane transporter activity. NCBI's taxonomy places the organism in Eukaryota, Metazoa, Chordata, Actinopteri, Salmoniformes, Salmonidae. Gene Ontology annotation, cellular component: plasma membrane; basolateral plasma membrane. The transcript has 6 exons.